Molecule: messenger RNA, 3758 nt
Organism: Elgaria multicarinata webbii
Lineage: Eukaryota; Metazoa; Chordata; Lepidosauria; Squamata; Anguidae
Gene: CDK14
Product: cyclin dependent kinase 14
Exons: 14
Coding region: 306-1577 (423 amino acids)
Biological process (GO): protein phosphorylation
Cellular component (GO): cytoplasm; cytosol; nucleus
Molecular function (GO): ATP binding; cyclin-dependent protein serine/threonine kinase activity; cyclin binding
Source: RefSeq, a predicted model, not a curated record
CUGCUGAAAUUUAGCCAGAGAAAUCUCCUUCCUUGAUGAUCAUCGGCAUCUUCUACCUUGCAACUCUGCUGAGAAUAUCCUGCCUUGAGGGAUUUCUUUGUUUUUCUGCUUAUGAUUUCCCCCUUUCUUAGCUGUAGUACAGCCGUGCCAUUUCAGCUUGCUAGUGCAGAAAGAUGUUGUGAAUUCAGUUGCUGUGAAUGAGCCUGGCCUGAUUUGCAAACACGAAUGUUCCUAGAGACAUGCUAAAGAGUCGCAGGUGAACCUAACCUGAUCCAUUCUGCAACAAAACGAUAUGUGUCACAAAGAUGUCUACACGGAACUGCCAAGGAAUGGAUUCUGUGAUCAAGCCCUUAGACACAAUUCCAGAAGACAAAAAAGUCAGAGUUCAGAGGACACAGAGCACUUUUGAUCCAUUUGAGAAGCCAAAUAAUCAAGUGAAGAGGGUCCAUUCAGAGAACAAUGCCUGCAUUAACUUCAAGACUUCAUCUACUGGGAAGGAAUCUCCUAAAAUCAGACGGCAUUCCAGUCCUAGUUCUCCAACAAGUCCCAAGUUUGGAAAAGCAGACUCUUAUGAAAAACUGGAAAAACUAGGGGAAGGUUCAUAUGCCACAGUAUACAAAGGCAAAAGCAAGGUAAAUGGAAAGUUGGUGGCACUAAAAGUGAUAAGACUUCAAGAAGAGGAAGGCACUCCAUUUACAGCCAUCAGGGAAGCUUCUCUCCUGAAGGGCCUAAAACAUGCCAAUAUUGUGCUGCUUCAUGAUAUCAUCCACACAAAGGAGACAUUGACACUGGUAUUUGAGUUUGUGCACACUGAUUUAUGUCAGUACAUGGACAAACAUCCUGGAGGACUUCAUCCAGAAAAUGUGAAGUUAUUUUUAUUUCAAUUGCUUCGAGGACUUUCGUACAUCCACCAGCGUUACAUUUUGCACAGGGACCUGAAACCCCAAAACCUUCUGAUCAGUGACACAGGGGAAUUGAAGCUGGCAGAUUUUGGUCUUGCAAGAGCCAAAUCUGUCCCCAGUCACACGUACUCUAAUGAAGUGGUUACCCUGUGGUACAGACCUCCAGACGUCCUCUUAGGCUCAACAGAGUAUUCCACCUGUCUUGAUAUGUGGGGAGUCGGUUGUAUCUUUGUAGAAAUGAUUCAAGGCGUUGCUGCUUUUCCUGGAAUGAAAGACAUUCAAGAUCAACUUGAAAGAAUAUUUCUGGUACUAGGAACACCAAAUGAAGAUUCAUGGCCUGGAGUUCAUUCUCUACCCCAUUUCAAGCUAGAUCGCUUUACACAGUACAGUGCUAAAAACCUUAGGCAAGCCUGGAAUAAGUUAAGCUAUGUGAACCAUGCAGAGGAUCUGGCCUCCAAAUUACUCCAGUGUUUCCCAAAGAACAGAUUGUCAGCACAGGCAGCUCUGAGCCAUGAGUAUUUCAGUGAUCUGCCCCCACGGCUAUGGGAACUAACUGACAUGUCUUCUAUUUUUUCUGUACCGAAUGUAAGAUUACAAGCAGAGGCUGGAGAAAGCAUGAAAGUCUUUGGAAAAAACAAUAUUUAUGGCAAAGGUCUAUCAAACAUUAAGCACUGAAGAGCAUUUUGAUUUCCUGCAAACAAUUCAGAAAUUGAGAUCACCAGAGCAGAGGAGAGAAACAAAACCUAAUAAGAGAGCCUACACUAUGAAGACAUCAUGGCCCUGUUUCCUUUCUCAGUGGUGGAUUUCUGUCACAACAAAAAUGAUGCUGGCAAGAUCUUGUUCCCCUUCCCCCCUCCUUAGUUUAUUUAAAACCUUGCACGCAUUUUGAUACUUCGUGAUUUCAGAGACCUCGGUGAAGAUUAUGUUUGUUUUUUUCUUACUGAUAUGUGGCAUGUUCUUUCCUCUCAGCCUUUUGUGUUUGGUUUUAUUUUGUUUUUCCACUGCAGCACACCAGCAGUGUCUUUAAUACAUUAAGACAACAUGUUUGGUGUUCACACACAUCCUCAGUAAUGUCUGUAGAUAAAAGCCAGUCAUGACAUGAAACAGUUGGUGUAUUCAUUGAGAGGUUCCACACCUUUUGCAAUUUGUCAGAAAUAUAUUUUAAGCUAGAGUAAAUCUUGCAGGUUGGUUGUGACACAGUCAGUAUCUUACAACUAUGUCCAUUUCUUACUGCUAGGAAAUAUCAUGUUCCAUUAUUUAACCACGGCAAUAAGGGCAUCUUAGUCAGAAUCUCUGAAUUUGGGUACUCUGUCUAUGAUGCAUAACUUGGCAGAUGUCAAAACAGACCUGCCAUGGUGAUAUAUGAAUAUGAUAGUAUGGAGUACUUCAAAUAUUCUACACCCUUCUUAGAAUAAGGCACUUUUGCUGUUUUUGUGGUUGCAUUUUUACUUUUUCAUGUAGCUUAGUUCAAAAAUAUUUUCUAAGAAGCAAAGUAGAGAAGAUGAAGGAAAAAUGAGUUUACAUUAGGAUAAGCACUAUGGUAUAGAAACUCUAGUUGCUGAAUGAGCCAUUUAAAAAAACACCUAGUUUUGAAUAGUCAUCCAAAUUCCAAAUACUUGCUCUUCCAAACCAAAGCAUCUUUCCAGUUAUUUUUCUAAGAUGUUCAGAUAUGAUUGAAUAAUGUCACUUCAAAUAGGCUUUUCCCCAAUAAUUGUUCAAAUCUUUAAAGAUAGAAGCAAUUGUUAAAUUAGGAAAGGACUUCUGCUUUCCUCCUUUUGAGGGAAAGUGGUUUUGGUGGAACCUAUGGGAAUCUUAAGGACUGUAGCUGCUUUUGCCUGCCACACGCCAUCCCUAAUAUCAUUAAUAAUACUUGAAUUCUAGGAGAUGGGGAAUGGAGCAAAUCCAAAAUGUAAAUUAGACAAGCUUACAGUGGGGCUUUCUCAGUCAUUUUAUUCAACACGGAAAGCUACAUUGCCUCCCUAGUACUUCAGCUGCCUAAAAACACAUCUAUUUUUUGUAACACCUUGAUUACAGCAUCUAAUGCUUUCUUAGAGAAAGGACAAAAACAGGGAUAUAUGACCCAUGCUGUAGUUUCUUUCUUAAACUGAUGGCUUUAUAAUGUUUGGAUUUGGCUAAUACUUAAUUUUGCAGAAGAUUUAUUUUGCAGAAGGCUUAUGAUAUUCUUCCCAGUAGUUGUACAACAAUUAAAACGUGUAUCUCCAUUCUGAUCAUGACAAUUUUACUACCUAAAUACUUCCAAAAGCAUAUCUUGAAUUAAUAUUUUAUAUCUGUAAAAACAGAUAAUCAGAAAAUCUGGUGGAACAGUUUGAACAUAACACAAAUGCCUUAACUAUGAUUUGCUUUGAUUUUCAUACUCAACCUUUUGAAUGUGAUCUUUCUCAAAUUAGGUCAUAUAUUCAGUUGGUUGUUUCAAGAUGAGGGUCUUUUUUUAAAAAAAAAAAGUCUCAGUGCUUGCAAAAAUAUGAGGAAUCUUUGAAAAUGUAACAAAGGUUUCAAUUAAGAAAAUGAGGGUAGAUCCUGUAAAUCUCUUAACUUUGGCAGCUUAAGGAGGGAGGGAGGGAGGCAGUUACGCUCUUCGUUGAAGCAUCUGAUGGUUUGAUGUAGAGAGUAAUUCCACUGAAGUACUCCCUUCCAUGGGCUAAAUGCCUAGCACCUUAUUAUCCACAAUAAAUCAAACAUUCAGGGCUUCUGCUUAAGUUUUGUGAUUGUGGGUGUGAAUGUGUGCUUUCAACACUUCUUUUUAAAAAAUAGUCAUUGAUGCCAUUGAACAUAUUAGCCAAUAAUAUCCUAGUUAUCAGCUCUCAAAAACUGAGAGUCUGCAAACUGCAAACAUAU